AUGAAACCACAAACACCACUGAAGACACCUACUUCCAAGAAGUUGGGAUCUUCUGCCGGUGGAAGUACCAAUUCCAAGAAAAAACAAUCAUCCUUAAUGUCGUUCUUUAAACCCAUGGCUGCCAAAUCAACAGACCCUGUACCACCAAAACAAUCGGUUACCCAAGCACCUCCACCUUCGUCAUCUCCAUUGCAAUCGAGAUCCACCAAACUUGAUACGAACAGUGAUAAAGAGAAUGAAAGUAGAAUAGACCAAGAUGGAGAUACAACAAUGAUGACUUCAUCACAACCGGAAGCUCAUACAGAAACUCCUAGUAGACCUCCAGUAAAAGCAAAAGCUCCAACUAGAUCAUCUCCAGAGUAUAGUAAACGACCAUUGGCUGAAAAUAAUAUGAAUUCCAGUCCAGUUGCAAAUCGUCGGUCAGCAGGUCGUAACAAAGGAAUCAAUUACGCUGAAUCCGAUAGUGAAGAUGAAGUGCUUAGCAAAAGAAAGAGAAGAAAAGUUAUGCCUAGUGAUAGUGAAGAUGAACCUGAUUUCAAACCUUCUGAUGUGGAAUCUGAUGAUGAUAUGAGUGAUUUCAUAGUUGAUGAUGAUAAAGAAAGUGAUGCAGAAAUACUGGCAGAUGACGAUGAAGAUGCUGAUGAUGUGCCUAUAAGUAAAUCCAAAAGGAAAGCCAAGCGUAGUACAUCUCCUCCUACGAAAAGGUCCACACCAGUUAAAUCAUCAAUGACAACUUCCAACGUCCUUGGAAAUAAAUUUAAUGCAAAUUCAUCUUAUACAUCUGCUCCAAUCUCAACUCCAUUAGCUAAGAAAACCAUCGCUAAGGGUACCUUCACCCCACCAUCAUCAACCAAAAAAUCAUUUGCCAAAGAAAAUGAAGAAAGGUACCAUUGGCUAGUUGACAUCAAAGAUGGAGAAAAGCGUCCAAUGUCGGACCCAAAUUAUGAUCCCCGGACAUUAUACGUCCCCCAAUCAGCCUGGUCAAAAUUCACCCCAUUUGAAAAACAAUAUUGGGAAAUUAAAUCACAAAUGUAUAAUACAGUUGUAUUUUUCAAAAAGGGGAAAUUUUAUGAAUUAUAUGAAAAUGAUGCCAUGAUUGCCAAUACUGAAUUUGAUUUAAAAAUUGCUGGUGGUGGGAGAGCAAAUAUGAAAUUGGCGGGGAUUCCGGAAAUGUCAUUUGAAUACUGGGCGAAAGAAUUCAUUAGUCAUGGAUAUAAAGUCGCUAAAGUAGAUCAAAAGGAGACUUUGUUGGCUAAAGAAAUGAGAGGGGGUGCAACUAAGGAAGAAAAGAUCAUUAAGCGUGAAUUAACUGGUAUUUUAACUGCUGGGACAUUGACGGAUUUGGAUAUGAUUAGUGAUGAUAUGUCGACUUAUUGUUUAAGUAUUAAAGAAGAAGAAAGUGAAGAUGGAAACACCAAGAUAUUUGGAGUUGCAUUUGUGGAUACAUCCACUUCAGAAUUAAAUCUUAUUGAAUUUGAAGAUGACCAAGAAUGUACUAGAUUAGAUACAUUAAUUACUCAAGUUAAACCAAAAGAAAUUAUUUGUGAAAAGGGGAAUCUUUGUAAUAUUGCCACUAAGAUCUUGAAAUUUAGUGCUCAUAAUUCUCAUCAAAUCUGGAAUCAAUUGAAUCCAAUUACGGAAUUUUGGGAUUGUGAUAUAACUUUGGAAAAUCUCGUGAGUGGUAAAUAUUAUAAUGCGGUUGAUUUGGAUGAUUAUUCCAAGUUUCCUAAAACAUUAGUUACAUUUAAAGAAAAUCAUCAAGUAGCAUUCAAUGCAUUUGGAGGAUUGUUAUAUUAUUUGAAAACUUUGAAACUUGAUUCAAGUAUAAUGAGUCUUGGGAAUAUCAAUGAAUAUAAAAUAUCCAAGAAUGAAACUUCUCAUUUGAUUUUGGAUGGUAUAACUUUAAAUAAUUUAGAAGUCUUAAAUAAUAAUUCUGAUGGUGGUGAUAAAGGAACCAUAUUCAAACUAUUGAAUAGAGCCACUACUUCCUUCGGUAAAAGACAUUUGAAAAGAUGGGUCUUACAUCCACUUAUGAGAAUCGAUGAAAUUGAUCAAAGAUAUGAUACAAUUGAUUAUUUAAUGAAUGAUGGAUUGGAAUUAAGAGCUAAGCUUCAAGAUUGUUUGAGUAUUUUACCUGAUUUGGAAAGAUUAUUAGCCAGAAUUCAUGCUGGUACAUUAAAAUUCCGCGAUUUCUUAAGAGUGAUUGAAAGUUUCGAACAUAUUGCUCGAUUCCUGAAACAAUUCGAGGGAUUUAUUAGUACUGAUUGUGGAGCAUUAUAUAAGUAUUUGAAGGAAUUUCCUCAACAAAUGGUGGAAUUGACAUUGGAAUGGGAUGAUGCAUUCGAUAGAGAAAAAGCCAAGACUGAUAUUACUAUCCCUGCUACUGGUGUAGAUGAAGAAUUUGAUGAUUCACAAGCAAAAAUAACGGCUUUGGAACAACAGUUAGAUCAAUAUUUGAAGGAAUAUAAGAAGCGAUUCAAAUCUCAAGAAAUAUUCUAUCGUGAUUCAGGAAAGGAAAUCUAUCUUAUUGAAUUCCCAAACAAAUUAGUUAAACAAGUUCCUCAUGAUUGGCAACAAAUGGGUGCCACAUCAAAAGUGAAAAGAUAUUGGUCACCAGAAGUUCGGAAAUUAGUUCGUGAAUUGAUGGAACAACGAGAAUUACAUAAAAUGGUUUGUGAAACAUUGAAGAGUAGAAUGUAUGGUAAAUUUGAUGCCCAUUAUUCAGUUUGGAUGAAGGUAAUCCAAUGUAUGGCCAAUAUUGAUUGUUUAUUAGCUUUAACUAAAGUUUCUGAAACUAUUGGAUAUCCUUCAUGUCGUCCAAAAUUCGUGAAAGGAGAUCGAGGAUAUAUCAAUUUUAAAGAAUUAAGACAUCCAUGUUUUAUAAGUACAAAAGAAUUUAUUCCUAACGAUAUUAUGCUUGGUGGAAAUGAACCUCAUUUUGGAUUAUUAACUGGAGCAAAUGCAGCUGGUAAAUCUACAUUAAUGAGAACAACCGCACUUGCGGUGAUUCUAAGUCAAAUUGGAUGUUAUUUACCAGCUGAAUCGGCCGAAUUAACUCCCGUAGAUAGAAUUAUGACAAGAUUGGGUGCAAAUGAUAAUAUCAUGCAAGGAAAAUCAACAUUUUUUGUUGAAUUAUCGGAAACAAAGAAGAUUUUGAGUAAUGCAACCCCGAAAUCAUUGGUGAUAUUAGAUGAAUUAGGUAGAGGUGGUUCAAGUAGUGAUGGUUUUGCUAUUGCUGAAUCUGUAUUAUAUCAUUUAGCUACUCAUUUACAAUCAUUAGGAUUUUUCGCAACCCAUUAUGGAACAUUGGGUCAUUCAUUCCAAAACCAUCCACAAAUAAAACCACUUAGAAUGGGGAUUAUUAUUGAUAAUCAUUCUCGAAAUAUUACAUUUUUAUAUAAAUUAGAGGAAGGUACAGCACCUGGUUCAUUUGGGAUGAAUGUUGCAUCAAUGUGUGGAAUUGCUGAUUCUAUUGUGGAUAAUGCAGAAUUGGCAGCAAAACAUUAUGAACAAACUUCAAAAUUGAAGAAAUCGUCUAAUGAAGAUGUUGCAAUUGAUAAUGAAUUAAGUUUGGGGUUACAAAGUGAUUUUGUUUGGUUAAGUAAAGAUCAAUUGAAUGUCUUGUCAAAAGAUAUUUUGAAUUAUGAAGAACCAGUUAGACAACAUGCACUUGAGAAUAUCUUUAAAAUGAUAGAGAAGUUGUAG
This is a messenger RNA of Hemisphaericaspora subhashii, 3705 nucleotides long. RefSeq names its product mismatch repair ATPase (gene MSH6). NCBI's taxonomy places the organism in Eukaryota, Fungi, Ascomycota, Pichiomycetes, Serinales, Debaryomycetaceae. Gene Ontology annotation, cellular component: nucleus; MutSalpha complex. Bases 1 to 3705 code for a protein of 1234 amino acids. Gene Ontology annotation, molecular function: ATP binding; mismatched DNA binding; ATP-dependent DNA damage sensor activity. The record is from RefSeq and is a predicted model, not a curated record. Gene Ontology annotation, biological process: mismatch repair. The transcript has a single exon.